This is a messenger RNA of Meloidogyne enterolobii, 6831 nucleotides long. Lineage: Eukaryota; Metazoa; Nematoda; Chromadorea; Rhabditida; Meloidogynidae. The record is from the annotation of a GenBank genome assembly.
AUGAACGAGUUGGAACCACGUUAUAAUCUUUAUGAUUUAUUAAUUGCAUAUAAAAAUGCUUGUGAAAAAAUUCAAUCAAAUGAUGAUUUGAAAACUUCAAAACUUGCUGAAACACAUAAUGUUAAUGAAAGAGUUUGGACUAUUUCCAAUCAUAAAGUUGUUCAUCAGGGUAAGUGUGGUUGUGAUAGAGUUGGUUAUGGAGAGACUCAUUACCAAAAAGCAGAAAUUCACCCAGAAUUGCUUAUACAACUUAAAGAAGCUAUGGAUACUUUAGUUAUCUGUGAACUUGAUGUUGGUCUAUGUCAGAAUGUUCGUGCCAGUUCUCUCGUAUUCCAGAUUCAGUGGACAAUAUCAGAAUUGAGAGAACGUUUUUACAAUGAAAAUAAUAUUUCUAGAGAGUCUGGACUUUUGGAACAAUCAUCAAUAAGACGAGAAAUACGAGGUGCGUUGUCUGACUUGUUUCAUUUUUUACGAUUUCCUCUUAUUCCACAACGCUUUCGUCAAUCUAUAAUUAAUUGGAUGACACAAUUGGCUGCCAUUUUACUUGACGUUCCUAAAAGUGAAGAUCAAUUCUUUUUAUUGGCUCAUAUUUUAAGAACUCCAUCUCCUUUGGAAAACUGGGCUGCUCCUUUGGUUCAAACUUUUUUGACAACCCCAACUCUUGAAUUAAAGAAACCAAUUGACAACUUUGUUGCUAUGCUUAACAUGUUAAUGCAACCAAUAAAGCAAGUUUUGUAUCGUGAUCAAUUUUUAAUGCCAAUCACUCGAUUUUAUGAAGGAGAAAAUAGUUGGAAUAUGGUCUCUGAAAGUGGAGAAAUGGAAGAUGGAAAAUUGACUGAUAUAAGCGAAGCAAAUUUAAUUGAAGUGCUUGCUCAAUUUACUGUGAGGCCAUUACUUGGCAUUGCUUUUCGAUAUUUUACUUUAAUACAUAAAGGUAUUCGACUCCAAAUUCUUUGUUCUCUGGUUUCUUUUGUUGGAACUCUUAUUAAAAUUCUUGAUGAUGGUCUUAACACUUAUUGUGCAAUGCCUGGAUUUUCUAAAAGAAUUGCUGAUAUUAUUAGCAAAGUUAUUGUUUGUUUUUGCACAUAUUGGCGUUUAAUUCGGACAGAUUUAGAAGAUACUGAAAGACGUUUAAUGCAAAAUGAAGUGAAUAGAGUUAUGCUACAGUCGAUAUUUUAUCUUACUUCAAAGAAUAACGCGGCAAUUCGUCAAUUUCUCGUUAAUCUUCCAUAUGACACUAUAACUGAAAAUUGUCGUCUUCGUUGUCAAUUAUUACUUCGUGAAUUGCCAAAUAAAAAUUCUACAACAGUUUCUUCUCUUUAUUUAAUUCCUGAUUGUCAAUUACUUAAUACAUUAAAAUCUUGUUCCCCAUUAGUUGAUCAAUUGGGUAGUGGCACAAAUUUGCGAGAAAGUGAUGAUAUUACUUAUACUGUACAAGCUUUGGCAUCAAUUGUUUCUCAUUCUGAACAAGAUGUUUUGCAUUUUGUUACUGAAUUAAUUGAUAUUUGUUUUCUUAAUGAAAAUACACGACAAAGUUUAUAUAAGGUUGGGUCUGAAGCAAUGGCCAUUUUGCUUGAAAGAAAUCCAAAUUUGCUCAGUCCUAUAUUGAGAUAUAUUGAUCGUUAUGUGGACCAUUUAGAUGAUUAUACCGUUAAUAUUCUCAAAAAUGUUCCUUUAAAUAAAUGUGUUCUUUGUUGUGAAGAUGUCACUGACCGACUUGGUAAAUGGCUUAUUCAGAGACCAGUUAAUCAUCCAGCAUCCGCUAUUGCGAGGUUAGUUUUCUCUUCAAUGAAUUGGUCAUCAACAUUUGCUGAUGUUUCGAUCCCGAUAGAAGUCCAUAAUAUCUGUGCUGAAACAUUAGUUAAAGCACAUUUUGUUCAUUGUAAACAACGAAAUAGUCUUAUUUCUAAGCCUCUUAACAAAAUUUCUCGUUUGGCAACCAAAUGUCCAGAUCUUGAACAAAUGUUUGAUAGAUUCUGUUGGGAUAUUUUAAUCAAACUUAAAAUAUCAGAAAAUUUGAAUGCACCUUCUCCUCCAAACGAUCUCACGGCAUUUUUUGUUUAUUGCAUACAAAAAUGCCUUUCUUGCCCAAAUGAAUUUGUGUUGACUGGGAUUAGUUACUUUUUGGAAUUAGUUAAUUCUUCAUGUCAUUAUGCGGCUUUAGUUAUUUUGGUACGUGCAGUAGCUACAUUUUCGUCACGUAUUCAUUUACUUACGGGAAAUUUGAUAUUUUGUGAAUGUUUUGAACGCCUUUUGCAUGCCGACGACACAUCGUAUGCUUAUAAUGCUUUACAGAUCUUUACUGGUGGUGAUAAAUUUCCUGGUCCUGUAAUAACUUUUCUCUCUUCGGCAAUCAUUUAUCAAAUAUAUACUUCUAACAUUCAAAUUGAGCAAAGGAGGGAAUUAACACUAACUUGGCUUCAAUUGUUAACAUGUCAAAAACCAAACUAUAAAUGGAAUGAUGAUAAAAAUAUUCUUUUCUUAAUUGGAUGUUUAACAGAAUGUGCAUUUUUCUUUGACCAUAAUGAACUUUUUGGAACAAUUGAGCUGGUGCAAAAAUUAUAUAAAAUACAAAAUCAGCAAUGGAAGAAGUCUUCUUCUGGUCCUUUCUCUUGGUUUUCAUCAAAUAUUCGCCCUCAACUUAUUAGCUCAAAUCUUUUUUCUGUCUCAAAAUGGGCAACUUAUUUAUUACUUUGUGCUGAGCAACAAGAAUUUUCUGAAUUUUUUGCUCAGUUCUACGAAUCAUUUCCAAAAUAUUCUAAUCGUUCUCUCGAAGAUGUUGUGAAGAAAGCUUCUUCAAAAUCUGGAAUUAAUUUUACUGUAGAUAAUUUACCUUAUUUUCGUUGGCUUCAGUUGUGUAUCGAAUCCAGUGAUUCCACAAAAGACUUCAAACAUCCUGUUUUUACUUUAGCACUUCAACAAUUGGCUAUUAAUUUAUUCCAACGAAGGAAAUCUGGAAUGACCAUUUUCUGUCCGGGUUUGCAAUUUUACAAAUGCAAGCAAAGUGAAAAAUUAUUUGAUGAAUUUCGUAAAAAUGUUUUGCAAAAUUCUUCUAAUGGACAUAAAAAUAGCAAUUCAAGUAGUAAUGUCAGUGAUGAUAGAAUUAAUCCUUCAACUGCUCCAAUUCAAACAAAUGCUUUAUUAAGAGCUUUUGAUUUGUGGAUAAGUUCUGAGCGUUGUUUUGAGGCUUCACUACCAAUUAGUAGUUAUUGUGAUUUGCCUAUGGAUUAUUUACUUCAAUUAAUUAUUUCUGGCAAUAUGCAAAUUUGGGAAGAGUUUAUUGAUCAAACACAACAUGGAAAGUCUCUUCAGCAACGAGCAAACCUUUUUGUCAAAUUAUGUCAUUUAUCAAAUGGUUCUAACGCUUCUUUUAAACAAUUCAAUAAAGAAUAUAAAAAUUUGACUGAAUUCUUCGCUUCAUUUGAAUUAAACGUCGAAAAUAUAGAUAAUGUAAAGCCAAAACCUGUAUUGAUUAUUGAUACAAAAUUGCCAAUUCCUGACAAAAUUUUUGAUUUUAUUCAAAACAAAUCAACUUUCGGAUUUAAAUCUUUUAAUCCUUUUACAAGCUUUUCCGAUCCUUCAUCUGAUACAGUUCAGCGUUUUAUUUCACGCAUGGAAGAAUUAAAUAUUGCUGCCAAAUCAUUUUUGGAUAUAAAAGAUUUUGUUGAUAAAUCAAAUUUAACUUAUAUUGAACUUUUUAAACAAUUAUAUAAGCAAUUUGAAAGGAAAUUACAAAUUACUCUUCGAUGUGGAAAUAUAUUACAAGUAACUAAUUGUCCAAGACCUGGAAUACAUGAACAAUUGGUAAAACCUUUUGAAUAUCAACAAGAAAUUGCCGACAAAAUGAAUGACAAUAGACAAAAACGAGAAUUUGAGACAGCAAAAAUACUUUCUAGAGCAAAUCAUUUGGCAUUAAUAUCUGCUCGUCUUGAAUAUCUUUGCACAGAUCUACGAAAGUAUUUUUAUUCGUGUUCUACCUUGCCUAAUUUAUCUUCAAACUUUUCGGAUAAUGAUAGGCAGCAGUUUUUGCAAAUGGGCCUACGUCUAUUCUAUGGGAUUUGUUCAAAUGUUCAAGGAGAUCAACUUUUAUUUCCAACAGGAAUGGAUGUUUUGUCUGCUUGUCUGAAAAACCUUGGAUCUACUUUUAUUGCAAAUAGGCCUGAAGAGCAAAUGAAUUUAAUGGCUGUCGUUCUUGCAGGAAAUCCUCUUAAUCAUCUAUUGGUAGAACAUUUUACUCCACAUUGUGUCCAACCUCCAGAUUUACUUGCCAAACUUUAUUCUAAUUUAUCUUUGGCUGUUCGACAACCUAACACUUCAAAAGCUGCACUUUCUUUGCUCCGUCGUUUAGACAUUGAACAUGCUGGAAGACAGCUGCCAAGCAAUCAAUUUCAGUCAUUAAUUCCCGUUAUGUUCGAAAAUUUGGUUGCAGCAACAAUUAGUCGAAGUUCAAACGAUGAAUCUCUACAAGAGCUUUGUUUAUCACAUUAUUUACAUACUAUGUUUCAUCAUUUUCCAUUUAAUUUCACAAAUGGACUUCGUCUGGCUUUGAGUGGCUGUGAUAAACAUUAUAUUCCUGUGUCUCUUUUUGAUAAUAUUUCGAAACAUUUAGAUAUCGACUCAAUAUUAUCAAAAGAUUAUUCUUUAUUAAAUCAACAAAAUUCGAAGAAUGUGAAUUCAGAGUUUUUAGAAUUAGAUGCUGAAAAGGCUUUGGAAUGUAUUAACGUAAUUGAAGGUCAAUUAAUUUCCUCAAGAAGAGAAUUAACCACAAGUCUUUUUACUGUGUGGUCGCCUUAUCUAGAACAUAUUUGUAAAUUGUCUGAGUUUUUUCUUCGUUCAUAUGUUCGAUUUUCUUUUCGUGCUGAUGCUCCUGCUGGAAUUAUGGAGAAAGAAUUGGAUAAAGUUUUUCAUAUUUCUCUAAAAUGUUGGUCAUCAUUACUUGAACCUAUUCCAAUUUCAAACUUGCCACCUUGGAAUAACAACGACACUUUAAUUGCUUCAAAAAUAAUUGAACAAUUUAUUCAUUUUCUUCUUUGGCUUCCUCAUUCUCUUUAUAUUCCACCAGAUCGUGAAUGUCCAGAAUCUCUCUUUUGGAAUUAUUUUACUUCGAAACUUGUCAAUGAACAAUUUAGAAAUGUAAGAAGUAGUGGAGCUCAAAAUGCUAACUUACUCUAUAUUUAUUCUGUUUAUGAAAGUAAAUUAAUAGCAUUAAAUUGGAGUCGAUUUUGGCCAACUUUGCUCGAUUUUGGUACUUUUGAUCAAUUAUUAGAUUAUUCUGAUAAAUUAACUGAAUCCUCUUCUUGUAAUAAUUAUAUUACGUCUUUAAUUGUUGAAAUAUUUGUUCGGUUACCUUGGCCUGGUCUUGUAGAACAAUAUUUGUGUGGAUAUCAUCCAUUGGAUGCAACUCGAACAUUUCAUUCUUUAUUGCUUUCAAUAAUUGUUAAAUGUAUUGUAAAAAGGACAAAUUAUAAACGCUCUCGUGCCACAAUGUGCAACAAAAUUAAAUUUCUUAGUGAUAAUUGUCAAUGGGUUUACGUGAAGUCUGAAGCAAUUGAAAAGGUCGGAACGUUCCUAUCUACAACUUUUCCAAAUUCAGAAGACUGGUUUACUGGAAAUAAUUCUUUAGACGAGGCGCAACAAUAUUUUUUAGAAAUUUGGAGACAAGUUUGUCAUGUUUCUACGAUUCCGGAAUUGGAAAUACCAAAAAAGCAGUCAAUUUACAUUCGAACUCAAUUGUGCCUUCUUCUUCGACUUUUUUCAAAUACAAUUGAAUCAGAACAAAAGUUAAAAUAUUAUUCGGAACUUUUGGAUAAGGCCAAUUUUCUUGUUGUUUCUGCUGAUAACAAAUUAGAAUAUCAAGAUUUUGUUUGUGAAUUUAUUAAAAUUUGGGCUGAAUAUUUUAACCAGCAUCGAGGCAAUACACAGGAGAAAAAGUGCCUUGCAUUUAUUGAACAUUUAUAUUCUAAACUAACUGAAUGGAUAGAAGCUCAUUCUGACUCUCCCCUUAUACUUCUCUUUGCGAAUAUUUCAAAAAAUUUUGAGAAAAUUCCUAUUGAUUUGGACGAUCAAUUUAGUCUCGGAAUUGCUGAAAGUUGUAUAAAUGCUUAUUUUAAAAGAAAUAAUAGUAUCAUUUCUCAUAAUUGGAGUGAACUUUCAAAAUGUGUUCAAUUGUCGAAACAUCAAGCUGAUUUUCUAUUUGUUGUUCCAAAUCCGCGUUUUCUUGUUCUCUACGCAUAUCUAGAACAAAACAAGUUUAAAACUGAGGAAACUGCGCUAUUGGCAAGAUUAAAACGACUUUCUCAUUUUCUUUUGAAUAUUAAACCAAAAUUUGUAACCAAAUCCGAGCCUUCGUUUAUUCUUUGUGUCAGAGAAUGGCAAAGAAUUUGUAUUAGUUUAUUUACACUUCCAAAUCCUUCUCUAGUGUUAUUCUACAAUUAUUUUGAUGAAUAUAUUAGCUGGCUACAUCGUGUUUAUACAGAGGAAAGUGUUAGCGGGGGAAUUCUUUCACUUGUUACAAGUAGAUUAGCACGUCGACAAUUAUUUUCUACAAGACUAAAAUUAAUUACAAAUAUUAUUCAUUUGUUCAUUUCUCAAAACUUAACAUCUUCCAAGCAAUUACCUAGAAUUCAACGUGGCCAGCAUGUUUUCAAUAAUAAAUUAAUUUCUUUCCGAGAAUUACAAAACAACAAAUCUUAUUCAGAAUUUAAUUUUGUUUUUGGAGAAGCUGAACAAUAUUUUAUUAAUUCCUCUAAUUUUUGCCUUACCGAUGCAGAUUCGUUAUAUCAAUUUCUUAUUGAAAAGCUUUAUCCAGAAGAGAAUUGCCUUAAAAAAUAA